GUGCUUCUAUUUUAUAGCUGUUUAUUGGCUGUCGUGGUUUCGUCAGGUUUACUGGGAAAAAUCGUACAAGCGACGUUGAGAUUUGCAAGAAAAUGAGUCUUCGAAAGCAAACGCCUAGUGACUUCCUGAAGCAGAUCAUUGGAAGACCAGUGGUUGUAAAAUUGAAUUCGGGGGUUGAUUAUCGAGGUGUACUUGCUUGCUUAGAUGGAUAUAUGAACAUAGCCGUUGAACAAACAGAAGAAUAUGUCAACGGGCAGCUGAAGAAUAAAUAUGGAGAUGCUUUUCUGCGGGGAAACAAUGUUCUGUACAUAAGUACUCAGAAGAGGAAGAUGUAAUGAAGAUUUAUUUGAUUAGUUUUUGAAAUGUUUUUUGUUUAAAUCCAGUUUCAGAAUUUGUGUUUGUGCAAGGAUUUUUUUUUUUGUUUUUGUCUGUCAAAUGUUAAGCUUAACAGUUGUAUUUUCUAAAAAUGUUAGCUGUUAUAUAAAAAUUAUUUUGUUCACCCUC
Molecule: messenger RNA, 504 nt
Organism: Polypterus senegalus (gray bichir)
Lineage: Eukaryota; Metazoa; Chordata; Cladistia; Polypteriformes; Polypteridae
Gene: lsm6
Product: LSM6 homolog, U6 small nuclear RNA and mRNA degradation associated
Exons: 4
Coding region: 93-335 (80 amino acids)
Biological process (GO): maturation of SSU-rRNA; mRNA splicing, via spliceosome
Cellular component (GO): nucleolus; U4/U6 x U5 tri-snRNP complex; P-body
Molecular function (GO): RNA binding
Source: RefSeq, a predicted model, not a curated record